Messenger RNA from Momordica charantia (bitter melon), 1753 nucleotides. RefSeq names its product Eukaryotic aspartyl protease family protein. Gene Ontology annotation, molecular function: aspartic-type endopeptidase activity. Lineage: Eukaryota; Viridiplantae; Streptophyta; Magnoliopsida; Cucurbitales; Cucurbitaceae. Gene Ontology annotation, biological process: proteolysis. Gene Ontology annotation, cellular component: extracellular region. The record is from RefSeq and is a predicted model, not a curated record.
CCUCAUUUCCAAAGUUGGUUUGCCUAAUAUCCUUCCUGAAUUACUCACCAACCCCUUCAAUAUUCUCUCGUAUUCUCCUCUUUCAAGCAGAAUUCAAGAACAUAGAACAUAUUUCCUUUGAUCCUUACCCCUUUUUUGUACAUUGUUUCCAUUGCAUGUAACUAUGUUGGAUUCUUUAUGUUCGGUUCGAUAUCCGAUCGUCCUUGUUGCGGUGUUGGCUACGUUGUUCUUCAUCGAUUUGACGGUUUCGAGCUCGACGCUCUCGCGGCGAGCUCUGCAGCAACAGAAGCUGUUGAAUAAUGGCUUUAGAAUGAGGCUUCAUCACGUGGACCAUCAUGUCAAGAACUUGACAAGAUUCGAGCGGCUGCAGCGAGGGGCGGCGCGUGGGAGGAACAGGCUGCAGAGGCUAAAUGCCAUGGUGUUGGCUGCCGCGGGGGGCGCUGCCGUGGGAGACCAAGUGCAGGCGCCGGUGGUGGCUGGAAACGGCGAGUUUCUUAUGAAGUUGGCAAUCGGAUCUCCGCCGAAAAGCUUCUCGGCGAUCAUGGACACUGGCAGCGAUCUGAUAUGGACGCAGUGUAAACCUUGUCAGCAGUGUUUCGAUCAAUCGACACCGAUUUUCGACCCAAAAGAAUCUUCUUCUUUCUCUAAGCUUUCUUGCUCGAGCGAGCUCUGUGGAGCUCUCCCGACGUCGGCAUGCAGCAACGAUGGCUGCGAGUAUUUAUACACGUAUGGUGAUUAUUCCUCCACCCAUGGCCUUUUGGGUGCCGAGACCUUCACGUUCGGAGAUCCSGGCGAAGAUCAGGUCUCAAUCUCGGAGAUCGGGUUCGGUUGUGGAGACGACAAUGAAGGAGAUGGGUUCAGCCAAGGCGCGGGGCUGGUGGGACUGGGGCGCGGGCCCCUAUCGUUGGUUUCUCAACUGAAAGAGCAAAAGUUUGCUUAUUGCUUAACCCCCAUUGAUGACUCAAAGCCAAGCUCACUCUUGAUGGGAUCUCUAGCAAACGUGAAGCCCAAAAAAUCACAAGAUGAAAUCAAAACGACCCCUUUGAUCAGAAACCCUUCUCAGCCCUCUUUUUACUAUCUUUCUCUUGAAGGGAUCUCUGUGGGUGGCUCUCAUUUGGCCAUUCCACAGCCAACUUUUGAGCUUCGUGAUGAUGGGAGUGGAGGAGUGAUCAUAGACUCAGGUACAACAAUCACAUACAUUGACAAAAGUGCUUUUACUCUACUCAAGAAGGAGUUCAUUGCUCAGAUGAAGCUUCCAGUCGACGACUCUGGCACCGGUGGCCUCGACCUCUGCUUCAAAUUGCCCUCCGAGGCAACUCAGGUGGAGGUUCCGAAGCUGACUUUCCAUUUCAAAGACGCCGAUCUAGAGCUCCCCGGCGAGAACUACAUGAUCGGUGAUUCYGCGGCCGGGUUGUUAUGCUUGGCCAUUGGAAGUUCCAGUGGCAUGUCUAUAUUUGGGAAUCUUCAGCAGCAAAACUUCAUGGUUGUUCAUGAUCUUCAAGAGGAAACCAUUUCGUUUGUGCCUACUCAAUGUGAUGGAAUAUAAAAAAGGUUAAAGGAAUUUGUUUAGUUAAAAUUGUUAUGAAUGAAAGAAACUCCAAUUAUGGAGUGAAAUGAUACGAAGUUGUGUUUAGUGAGUUAAAGGUAUUAUUAUGAAUUUGAUGGUUCAAUCUCCCAACAGCAACGUCAUCUCUACAUUUCAAAAUUACGAGUCUCUCGAAAUCUCAAACAUGUUAAAGACAUGUGUUCUUGA